CCUUUUGUACAAAAUUGAAAACGAAAAACGAUUACCGGAAGUCAAUACACUUCACGAUAGAUCACACCAGUGAUUGAGCGCGAGCUUAAGCAAUCGCUUUCAAGCACUAUAAGUGAACCAGUACGUUAGCAUUAGCUUAGCUAACGUUAGCUACAUCGUUAAUGUUUGCGUUUGACAAAAUGGCCAGUCGUGUCCGUAGUUUUUAGCAAACUGUUGGUCGUGUAACGGCGCGUACUUCGUACAAUUAAAACAAUUGUACGUGACAUAUUACGCGUCGUUUGUCUGGCAUUAGCUAGAUGCCUGGUUGAUACAGAGAUGAGCGGUGAGAACGUGAAGUUGUUUGUGGGGAAUCUUCCUUUAGAUGCAACUCACGACGAGCUAACGAAGCUCUUUUCUCCGUAUGGAGAGAUCAACACCUGCUCUUUGCUCAGACAGUAUGCCUUCGUUACACUGAAGGGAGAGGGCGCAGCAGACAGGGCCAUACGGCAUCUUGAUGGCAAAGAGUACAGAGGGAGGCCCCUGGUGGUCGAGGAGUCGCGUGCAAGACCACCCAACUCCACUAAAGUGUUUGUGGGGAACCUCGCCGCAACAUGUUCAGCAGACGACCUGCACGGGCUGUUCUCAACCUUCGGAAGAGUUUUAGACUGUGAUAAAGUCAAAGCCAGAUUAUGUUCAAAUGUAGGCUAUGCAUUUGUGCACAUGGAGAGGAAGGAGGAGGCCCUGGUAGCUAUUGACGGACUCAACGGGACCAUGUACAAGGGCCGUCAGUUGGCUGUAGAGCUGUCCAAAGCCCAACCUUUGAUCAACCAACUUGCAAUGGCUGGAAACAACCACGGCGGUGUAUCAGGAGGCAGGGAGGGUCUUCUUCCACGACCACCUCCAUCACUAGAGCAUCACCAGAGUCAAGCAGCCGUGCUAGCGGCAGCUGCGGCAGCUGCGGCUGGACUCCCCAUACAAGUUCAACAAAGUGUUCAUAACUCAUUCUACAACACCACAUCCUUUGACCCCACCUACGCUGCUUUGAAGGGUAUUACAAGCGCUAAAGGUGCAGAUGGGGUGAUAUAUGGUGCUCUUGCCAGCCAGGUAUAUGGAUCUGUUGCUGACCAGGUGUACCAAGAUAUGGCCAAUCACAAUUCCUCGGCUGUCACCACUGUUGAAGUAGAAUCCCAGUCUGGGCCAGAUCCAACAACGCUUUUCGAGGCAGCAAGAGCCAAGUUCUUCCAAGAGGGACAGAAGGUUCUGGCAGAGCAGCAGUCGGGGAGAAAGGCAGUAACUGCAGACAGUGAGCGGGACCGCAGCCCAAUCAGAGGAAAUCGAGCCCCCCUCCUCCCAGACCCCGUUCCAGGUUCCUUCGGUCAGAUACGACCUAAGCGCCGGGCCCUGCUGCCAACACCACCUGGCGGACCUGAAGAGUCCCCAGCUGCUACCAACACGCCUGAAGGGUCAGAUCCUGUUGCUAGGUCUUACACAGAGUACUACCAGCAAAUGCAUCAAUACCAACAGUAUCAACAGUACCAGCAACAGUACCAGUACCUCCAGUAUGCCUACACCAAUCCUCCUCCCCCUCCUCCACCUCCACCGGCCAACACACAGGCCUCCACCACAGCCACUGCACCCCCAGGGACGUACACGGCGCCCCCAACGUAUGCGGCACCGGGAGCCUACGCACCCCCAGGAACAUAUGACACUUCGGGAAGUUACAACGCUUCAUCUGGGAACUACGAUGUCCCUUCAGGAAGCUAUGACGCAGCUGGAGGCUACGGGGCACCGGGAGCAUAUGAUUCAUCAGGAGCUUACGCAGCAGCGGGAAACUACUCCACAUCCACACCGUAUGAGCAGACACCCGCACACGGGCAACCCAUGCCCCAGCGCCAUGAUUACCCUUACCACACGCCAGAACCCCCUUAUCGAUAGUCCCACCCCCAUACACUCCUUCCACACUGCAGAUGUGUGUGUGUGUGUGUGUGUGUGUGUGUGUGUGUGCGCGUGCGUGUGUGUGUGUGCGUGCAUGUGUAUUUACAUAAGGGACAGUUUAAAGAGGAAAACCAGAGGGAGCAAGGGUGUAAUUCGAAUGUAAUUAAAAUCUGAAGCAUUUCCCCUUUUCUCCAUCUUAACCUAGUCUCUAGCUUGUCUGUCAGUUGGUGGCUGUGUGGUUAACUUAAAGAAGGAAAGCUAAUAUUGGAACAUUGUCAAGCGUUUCUGUUCGAUGUUAUAGAGGCACAGUUGGUUUCUUGUUUGAUGUUAAAGAAGCUUAAUUGUUUCUUGGGCCACAGUUGGACUUAGUCCAGGGUAGGAGUCUUUUUGUUUGUAGUGAAUCAAGGCCUUUUAUAUACUCUACAUAAAGAUGUGCACCAAACAGGGGAUUUGUGGAAAAGCAGUCGCAUAGCUUGAAGGAGGGCACAAAAUGAAAGACACCGAUAAAUUAUUAAAAUGAUUUGAAAACCAGUUCAUUUAAACCCAAAAAUCUCCAUCUGGCCUCUUUACAAGAUGCAUUAAAGUUGCCGCCUUAUUUAAAAAUAUAAUACUCAUCUUUCAAAGAUCCAUAUGCCGACAUGACAACUUAAAAAUAUAUAUAUAUAUAUAUAGCCAAACCCACACACUAGUGUUGGCCUAGGAACAGCCUGUGUAGAGUAUGCAACAGGCCUCUGUUUGAAUUCAGCUGCAUUGACACUUUUGUAAUAGCCAGUUCGUCCAGACAUAUAAUUGCCCGAUGGGUAAUACACGUCGACUAGAAGAGAAAGCAGAACUGAAGUGAAAUGGAGCAGUGCAUCAGCAAGGGUUUUUUUUUUUUGUUGUAAAGAUGGAGAAUGUUUGAUAAUUGACCGGCUUGUCUUCUGUUUCAUUCUGGUUUCACAGUCGUGGUUUAGUGCUAAUCAAGCAAUUCCCACUCUUAACUGAUGACGUGUCAUUUUUGAAUGUCAACAAAAACCUCUCAAAUCGACGUGUUAAAAUUGACGGUUGGAAGGUUAUUUCGAUUUUGGGGGGGGGAGGGGGAUUUUGUGAUUGCAUCUGGCCCGCUGGCAUUACAGGUUUUCUGAAGGCUUCCUGUUGUUUCCAGAGUGUGAAGAGUGAGAACACGUGUAGUCCAUACAGGCCGUCCUGUUUAAUUGGGAGAGUUAGCUAAAGUUAAGAUGGAUAUUACCGGUCUGAUUGUGUGAGCUUGAAGCCUCACAGUUGCGCGGGAUAGCAAAGUGUGAACGUGACUUUGAUAACAGGAUAAAAAUGCAGUCGGAUGAAACAUUUUCAGCCGUUAAUGUGCGUGACUCGGAUGUUCUCGUGGAUAGGGUGUCCGUAAUUUAUCUUUCUUGCGUUUUCUGGCUUAGCCCAGGCUCUCUGUUUCUCGAGGUCUAAACAAACUCAGGAGUUAAAUAUAUCCUGUCAGUAAGUUUGUAGUUCUUCACAUUUCUUUCUUUCUAUUUGUGUUGAAUUGCGAUCAGAGCAUCUUGUGUGAAAAGAAAGUUGAAUGCAUCCACGUUUCUGUAUUUUUAGGUAACACUCAGUCGAAAUCAGUUUUAUUUUUUUUAUUCAAACUUUAAAAGAGGAUUUCUUUUGUCUGUUUUGUACAUAUUUGAAUUUAUAAAAUCCAAAAGAAUCGCAGCAAGCUUCGUUUGACCAAUGAUGUUUAAAGACUCAUUAAUCUAUACUUAAAUUCCCAAUUGGUUUUAGACAUUUUCUAUUAUUAGCUUUUGUUCCAGUCUCAUCAGCUGCUGUCGUGUCUCUGCUCACACUGGAAAACAUUGAUGAUUUAGAGGGAAAGUUUGACUAGUUUUCAUACCUGAAAAUGUACAAUUUGGUACCUGUGUAAAUACAUACAACCUUAUUUUAAGAUGGAAAAAGUAAAACCAACCAACAUUUUGUUGAACGGUAAGAAUAUUGACGGUUAAUAUUAAGUUGAAAUGAUUGUAUUUCUUUCUAAACCGGUGGAAAUGGUGAAAGAAGAGUUAAAGAAAGUUGAGUUAUCGGUCUGUUUAAAAAAAGGCAACCCUCUGCUUGUCGCGUGUAGCGAGUGCUAUUCAACCGUUGUGCCAUGUGAGUGUCGAAACUAAAUGCUCUGCAAAAUAAGACAUUACAAACGAUUUUUGAAUUUCAGAUUCUAAAUAUGGCAGAAAACGAGGAUUUACCAUUUAAGUUGAGAGCAAGUCGUGUGUCUUCUAAACGCAGUGCAGUGGCAUGUUGCUGAUGUGUAUAGUGUUGGGUUAUUGACUGAUUGGAUAGUAUUGGUGCUGCAGGUAAAUAUGAGGGUUGUUUUAGUUUUUUAGUAAAGGCCGCUGACUUUCCCGAGCAGCAGUGAGAAGGGCCGAUGACCUUUCCUUUUCCCUCUUCUGAUCUCACCAGGAACACACAACUCAUUUGAUCCACAUCUACACAACUUCCACACUUUGUAUCUAGAUGCAUUUUAAACGGGUUCAUUGCAUUUUACUCAUCUAAAGCAGGCCACACGUGCAAAUGAUACUAAUGCGCACCUGAUUCCAGCUGUAUUUCAUGUGACUUACAGUAGUUGUUCCGUUCGUGAUUGUACCACACACCAGUUACUCAUCUUAUUUCUUAUCCGUCACCUGAGUUGGUAGUGCUGUUAGGUUUUAAGUGACACAUAGCCUCUCUAAAUGUCCACAUUAUUCCACCUUCUCCAUGUGAACUGUUAGUUGCAUGCCUUGUUGUUGCUGCUGCUCCAGCCACCUUCUUCCUCUUGCUGAUUAUUGCAGCUAGAGUGGGAGGGAGCCAAACUGAGCCCUUGCCCUGGACGUACGCCACACGCAGCUGUAGCGUGGGAUGGGGAAAACAGCAGCGUUAGGCCUGAAACUGCUGUGGACGAUGGGGUGUCCCCCCACUAAGGUAAACACUCAGACCACACACUCCUGCCCCUCCCCGAAAAUACACUCAUACACGCAUACAGAAACACCUUUAUCCAUACUUCCUAUUCCUUGCCUGUCUUCAGGGAGUUUUAUUUGUCAGGAUUUCAGAUUUUUGGAAAUGGAUCUCCCAUCCUUUUUUAAUUGGAGAUUGCCUUUUUUCCUGCUUUUGAUUUCCCUGAUCAUAUCCCUGCACUCACCCCCCUUCCCCCCCCCCCCCCCUCCACCCCCAAAAAGAAUACUCUACUCAUACAUUCCUGCUCCCAACAUACUGACCGCUCACACACACCAGAUUUGGAGGACACAGACCAUCUUUUAGUCUAAAUCUGAAGCAGACAUGUUGUUGUUAGUAUAUCCCGAAUCUAACAGCCUGUCAUUCAAGAGUACCAGGCAAUCACAGCCAGAGCUAGAUGUGGGACAUUUAGGUAGGAUGGGUUGUUUUUGUAAAUGCGCCCCUGGGGCCACUUCGGGGUUAAGUGCCUUGCGUAAGAGCACAUCGGUAGGCCCUUCAUUUCAGAGUUGAAUAACCUGGCUCAGGAUCGGUUGCUGGUUCAACGCUCGACUCCCCCUCUCCCCUAAAACAACGAUUUUUGAUGCCACAUUCAACUUGUAUGAAUGACAGUGAACACAAAUAUUAUCAUUUUGUUUUAAAUUACAUUUUGUCCUAUGUUCUUUGAAAUGUUUAAUUAUCAAUAAAUGAAUUUGAACUGAA
Cottoperca gobio is the source of this 5562-nucleotide messenger RNA. RefSeq names its product RNA-binding protein 4-like. Gene Ontology annotation, cellular component: nucleus. The coding region runs from base 316 to 1914 and encodes 532 amino acids. The transcript is spliced from 8 exons. Lineage: Eukaryota; Metazoa; Chordata; Actinopteri; Perciformes; Bovichtidae. Gene Ontology annotation, molecular function: mRNA binding. The record is from RefSeq and is a predicted model, not a curated record.